Messenger RNA from Cooperia oncophora, 342 nucleotides. The record is from the annotation of a GenBank genome assembly. NCBI's taxonomy places the organism in Eukaryota, Metazoa, Nematoda, Chromadorea, Rhabditida, Trichostrongylidae.
AUGCGCGUUUUGCCCUGCCGGUGGUAUCUGCCAAGUGAAGUCGCACCGUAUACCUUCCGUUUUCCGGAUAACCCGGACAUUUUUUCGGAAGAAGAGGCGCGUCAAAUCGUAGCGGAAGAACUGGUGGAAAAGGUGGUUAACGGCAGGGUGAAACUGCUGUGGGAUAAAAAAGGGCGACGCAACGAAGCCCUCGACUGCCUGGUAUAUGCUUAUGCCGCCCUGCGCGUUUCGGUACAGCGGUGGCAACUGGACCUUGAAGCGCUGGCGAGGGCACGAAGAGAUGAGCAGGAUGAGGAUGAUAUGAGCAUGGAAGAGAUCGCGGCUGCACUGAGUGGAGGAUAA